Chelmon rostratus (copperband butterflyfish) is the source of this 566-nucleotide messenger RNA. Its product is annotated as cytochrome c oxidase subunit 6A, mitochondrial. The transcript is spliced from 3 exons. NCBI's taxonomy places the organism in Eukaryota, Metazoa, Chordata, Actinopteri, Chaetodontiformes, Chaetodontidae. Gene Ontology annotation, cellular component: mitochondrial inner membrane. Gene Ontology annotation, biological process: mitochondrial electron transport, cytochrome c to oxygen. Gene Ontology annotation, molecular function: enzyme regulator activity. The coding region runs from base 15 to 344 and encodes 109 amino acids. The record is from RefSeq and is a predicted model, not a curated record.
CCUCAGAAAAGAAAAUGGCGGCUCUCGGACGGCUCUCUCAAGCGUUGCUCAAGUCCUCUGUGACCCAGAGUCGGCGUCAGCUUUCUGCUGCUGCUGCCGGACACGGCGAGCAGUCAGCCAAGACAUGGAAGAUCCUCACCUUCUUGGUCGCCCUUCCUGGCGUUGGGGUUUGCAUGUUGAACACGUUCCUGAAGGAGCACAGCCACGACCGUCCGGAGUUCGUUCCUUAUAGUCACCUUCGCAUUCGCAGCAAGCGUUUCCCGUGGGGAGAUGGCAACAAGAGCCUUUUCCACAACGCACAUGUGAACGCCCUUCCUGAUGGCUACGAGGGUCACGAUGAGUAAACCCUCCUUCCAGACCUCACCACUGGCACCGGGACCAGUUCCCCCUCAGCGCCUGUUACUGGACCACACUUCCAUUCUCAGUUUACUCUCUGUUUUUUGUUGCGUUUACCUCUGUGCUCUCAGCAUUGGGCACCCAAACCAACUGUUCAUUUACUCUGGACCACAAAACAAAGCGUCCGCCUAAACUGAAUUCAUCUAAAUAAAGUAACUAUUAUUACCUCA